Juglans regia (Persian walnut) is the source of this 468-nucleotide messenger RNA. RefSeq lists its product as uncharacterized. Bases 1 to 468 code for a protein of 155 amino acids. The record is from RefSeq and is a predicted model, not a curated record. NCBI's taxonomy places the organism in Eukaryota, Viridiplantae, Streptophyta, Magnoliopsida, Fagales, Juglandaceae. The transcript has a single exon.
AUGAAGAACAAGAUUGCCUUCAUUGAAGGAAGUCUACCUCAACCCAGUCCUAAUGAAACCCGUCUUCAAGUUGCUUGGCUAGGAGCAAACAAUCUUGUUUUGUCUUGGUUAAUGAAUUCCACCGCAAAGGAGAUUCGAGGAAGUCUUCUUUAUUUCAGCAAUGCUUCUAACAUUCGGGAUGAAUUAGAGGUUAGAUACCUUCGCAGUGAUGGUCCACGAGUAUUUACCGUGGAGAAAUCUUUAACCUCAAUUUCUCAAGGCUCUAACUCAAUUAUUGAAUAUUUCAAUGACUUCAAAACCCUUUGGGAUGAAUACAUUACCUAUCAUCCUCUUCCCACUUGUAGUUGUGGAAUUAUGGAAACUUGCACUUGUGCCAUUUUAAAGAAUCUUGCUGAUCGCCAACAAGCAGACUAUGUGAUGAAGUUCUUGAUUGGUUUACAUGAUUCCUAUUCAGGCAUUCGAAGUUAG